GGAGCUCUUGAAUGUUGCAUAGAGUGUUGCUUAGUGUAAGAUCUUCGGAUUAUUUGUGAGAAAAAGCCGUGUUACUCUAGUGUGAUGGAGGGUACAAGACCAGAUUCACCUGAACCCAGCUGUGUCUCCAUGAAGAGUGAUCGGUCAAUGGAUCCUUCAAUUAACUUUAAAGAUGGAGGAUGUUCCACUGAUCUAAGUCUGAUGGAGGGUACGAGACCAGAUUCAUCUGAACCCGGUUGUGUCUCAAUGAAGAGCGACCAGUCAAUAGAACCUCUGUUUAAAUUUAAAGAUGGAGGAUGUUCUACUGAUCCAAGACAACAAAAGAAGACAUUACAAGUUACUUGCAGAGAUCAGCUGGAAUCUAUAUUCAAGGAACUGGAGCUUAAAGUCAUCAGCAUGAUAAAGAAUGAGCUAAACAAAUUUAAAAAGCUACUGAAUGAUGAUUACCCAGCAUGCUCUGAGCAGGAGGUGAAGGAUGUGGAAAACCUGAGUAGUUUUAGACAGGUGCUAAAGAUCACACUGAAUGUCCUGAAGAUCAUGAACCAGACAGACCUCGCUAACAUCCUGCAAAGGAAACUAUCAGUCUAUAACUAUCAGAAAAAACUCAAAUCCAACCUGGGAGAGAAAUUUAAAAGAAUUAAUGAAGGAAUCUCCCAGCAUGGAAGCUCAGCACUUCUGAAUGAGAUCUACACAGAGCUCUACAUCACAGAGGGUUUGAGUGAAGGUGUCAAUUAUGAACAUGAGGUGAGAAAGAUCGAAGCGGCGUCCAGGAGACCAGCAGCGCAGGAGAUUCCCAUCAAAUGCAACAACCUCUUUAGAGACACAUCUGUCAGAACUGUGCUGACUAAAGGAAUCGCUGGAAUUGGAAAAACAGUCUCAGUGCAGAAGUUCAUUCUGGACUGGGCUGAAGGGAAAGCAAACCAGGAUGUUCUCUUCAUAUUUCCACUUCCUUUAAGAGAGCUGAACUUGAUGAAGCAGGAAAACCUCAGUCUGAUGGAACUUCUUCAUCAAUUUUUCCCAGAAGUGAAAGGUCUGUCAUCAUUACAUUGUGAUGCUUAUAAAGUUUUGUUCAUCUUUGAUGGUCUGGACGAGUGUCGACUUCCUCUGGAUUUUCAGAAGAAUAAGAUUUUGUAUAAUGUAACAGAAUCAGCCUCAGUGGAUGUGCUGCUGACAAACCUCAUCAAGGGGAACCUGCUUUACUCUGCUCUCAUCUGGAUCACCACUCGACCAGGAGCAGCUAAUCAGAUCCCUCCUGAGUGUGUAGGCCAGGUAACAGAGGUACGAGGGUUCAGUAACCCUCAGAAAGAAGAGUACUUCAGGAAGAGGAUCAGUGAUGAGGACCUGGCCAGUAAAAUCAUCAAACACAUGAAGUCAUCAAGAAGCCUCUACAUCAUGUGUCACAUUCCAGUCUUCUGCUGGAUCUCAGCCUCUGUUCUAGAAAGAAUUCUGGGUGAAGCAGAGGGUGGAGAGAUCCCCAAAAGUCUGACUCAAAUGUUCACCUACUUCCUGAUCUUUCAGAUAAAACACAAGGAACAAAAGUAUCAUGGGAAAUCUGACCCUGAUCCACACCAGACCAGAGAGACGAUACUGUCACUGGGAAAACUGGCCUUCCAACAACUGGAGAAAGGAAACCUGAUCUUCUAUGAAGAAGAUCUGACAGAGUGUGGCAUUAAUGUAGGAGAAGCAUCAGUGUACUUAGGAGUCUGCACCCAAAUCUUCAGAGAGGAGUUUGGGCUGCACCUGGGUCAGGUCUUCAGCUUUGUGCACCUGAGUGUCCAGGAGUAUCUGGCUGCUUUAUAUGCAUUUAUCUGCUUCAUCAACAAAAAUACACCAGAAAACCAAACUUUUGAUCUUUUCAACAACUCAAACCUGUCUGAGUUCCUGAAGAGUGCAGUGGACAAGGCCUUACAGAGUAAGAAUGGACACUUGGAUCUUUUCCUCCGCUUCCUCCUAGGUCUCUCACUGGAGUCCAAUCAGACUCUCUUACGAGGCAUACUGCCACAAACAGGAAACCAUUCUUACAACAAAGAGGAAAUACUCAAGUACAUCAAGGAGAAGAUCAGUGAGAAUCCCUCUGCAGAAAAGUCCAUCAAUAUGUUCCACUGUCUGAAUGAAAUGAACGAUGAUUCUCUAGUGCAGGAAGUCCAAAAUUACCUGAACAGAGGAGGUUCCACUUCUAAAGUUGGACACGGUCUCUCUCCUGCUCAGUGGUCAGCUCUGGUGUUUGUGUUGCUGAACUCAGUCCAGGAGCUGGAUGAGUUUAAUUUGAGGAAAUAUUACCCAGCAGAUGAAGGUCUUCUGAAGCUGCUCCCAGUGGUACAAGCUUCUAGAAGAGCUGAGUUGAUAAACUGUAAUUUAGCAGAACGAAGUUGUGAAGGUCUGUCGUCAGUUCUCAGUUCAAACUCCUCCAGUCUGAAACAUCUGAACCUGGAUUGCAAUGACCUGAGGGAUUUAGGAGUGAAGCGGCUCUCUGCUGGACUGCAGCAUCCACACUGUACACUGGAGAAACUAGAGUUGGUUAAUUGUUCUUUAACAAAGGAAAGUUGUGCAGCUCUGUCGUCAGUUCUCAGUUCAAACUCCUCCAGUCUAAAACAUCUGAACCUGGAUUGCAAUGACUUGAGGGAUUUAGGAGUGAAGCUGCUCUCUGCUGGACUGGAGCAUCCACACUGUAAACUGGAGAAACUAGAGUUGUGGAACUGUGAUCUAACAAAGGAAAGUUGUGCAGCUCUGUCCUCAGUUCUCAGUUCAAACUCCUCCCGUCUAAAACAUCUGAACUUGAGUUACAAUGACCUGAGGGAUUCAGGAGUGAAGCGGCUCUCUGCUGGACUGGAGCAUCCACACUGUACACUGGAGAAACUGUGGUUGAUUGGUUGUGAUCUCACAGAGAAAAGUUGUGAAGUUCUGUCCUCAGUUCUCAGUUUAAACUCCUCCAGUCUGAAACAUCUGAACCUGGGUUACAAUAAACUGAAGGAUUCAGGAGUAAGACGGCUCUCUGCUGGACUGAAGAUUCCACACUGUAAACUGGAGAUACUGAGGUUGAACAGCUGCAGUAUUAGAGAUGAAGGUUUUACUGCUCUGGCUUCAGCUCUAAAAUCAAAUCCAUCAUCACUUCUGAGAGAACUGUAUCUGACCCACAAUCAUCCAGGAGAAUCAGGAGUAAAACUGCUCAAAUAUCUACAGGUGGAUCCACAAUGUAACCUUAAAGAGCUACACAUCUGAUUCUAACACACAUUAAAUAAAGAGAAGAAGAAGAUGAAGAGCAGUGGAGAUAAACACCAUCUACUCUUCACACUGGGAUGCUACAUGGUGACGCUUUGUUCAACUUCUUACUGCUUAAAUCUGUAAACAUGCUUACUGUACAGGAAGAUGUGCUUCUCUCAUGACAUCACGUCCUGUACAAGAUCAGCACUCUCAAACCCAUACUGGAAUGCUGAUUGAUAGAGAUGGAACGAUCGAUCGGCUAUGAAUCGGUAUCGGCCGAUUUUUUAUCAAAAUAUGCUAUCGGCGAUCGGCCGAUAUUUCCCAAACGUAGCCGAUCCGAUGGUGUGAUAUAUAAAGAUCACGUUAAGCUUAACCGAUUGAUCCUGACUUUGAACUACUGCUGAACUUUUAGGAUCAUCAAAACCCUUUUGUCUGACUCGGUUACAGAUCUGUGGUAAUAGCGGUUUAAUUAAGAUUUUUAAUGUAAGAGAGUCACACAAAAUGUUCUGUAGUAGCUGGUGUUUAUUUAAAACCACGACAUUUAUUAAUAACAGUAAACACGGAGAGAUAACUGAGAAGAGAAACUUACACUUCACGGAAAAUGAAUCGACUCGUGAAUCACUUUAAGCAAUACAGUGAACAGAUCAUCUCUCUUAAAGACACACACACACACACACACACACACACACACACACACACACACAACACACACACACACACGCGCUGCUCCGGUUUAUCUUCACUGUGAGGCUAUUUUUAAGGUUUUUUCAGACUGAACUGGAUAACAUUAAACCUGUGUGUGUGUGUGUGGUCAGUUAGACUAAUGAAAUAUGUCUUCUGUGGGUAAAAAAAAUAAUUGUUUGAUGUACUUUAUUUACUACUAAAUUUGCAACACCCCCCACCCCCUAUCGGAAUCGGCUAUCGGCCGAUAUCCCUGAAAGGAGAUCGGAGAUUGGAAUCGGUGCCAAAAACCCAGAUCGGUACAUCUCUACUGAUGGACCUUCAUCUCCUCCUUCUAUACAUAAUUAUUGAAGUAAUGAGAUUGGAGAGUCCAUCAGGUUCCCAUCUGUAAUCUGAAAUCACUUUUAUUUAACUGUACAUUCUAACCAGCUAACUGAUUAAACCAAUAAAUCAUGAUAGAUUAAAAUGAUGAGAAACAAAGUGAUGAUUCUUAAUAAUGACGUUAAAUAUAGAUGAUGAUAAUGUAAACAUUUAAUAAAAGGGAGAGUAAGUGUAACAGUUCUGUUAAUGACUAAUCAUAAUUAUAACACUAAUAUAUUAUGAUUGAUAUUUUAAAUAAACAUUGUGCUUUAAUGAAUGAAACUACUGUAUAAUUAUUAUUUGGAAAUAUUUUGUGUGAAGUUUAUAUUCUUCUAUAAAGUAUUUACCUCAAUCUGCAUUUGUCACACUUUUA
Messenger RNA from Trichomycterus rosablanca, 4615 nucleotides. RefSeq names its product NACHT, LRR and PYD domains-containing protein 3-like. The record is from RefSeq and is a predicted model, not a curated record. The transcript is spliced from 12 exons. Gene Ontology annotation, biological process: intracellular signal transduction. Gene Ontology annotation, molecular function: protein binding. Bases 85 to 3219 code for a protein of 1044 amino acids. Lineage: Eukaryota; Metazoa; Chordata; Actinopteri; Siluriformes; Trichomycteridae.